Salvia miltiorrhiza (redroot sage) is the source of this 1492-nucleotide messenger RNA. Its product is annotated as probable aspartic proteinase GIP2. Gene Ontology annotation, molecular function: aspartic-type endopeptidase activity. The coding region runs from base 194 to 1402 and encodes 402 amino acids. The record is from RefSeq and is a predicted model, not a curated record. The transcript has a single exon. Gene Ontology annotation, biological process: proteolysis. Lineage: Eukaryota; Viridiplantae; Streptophyta; Magnoliopsida; Lamiales; Lamiaceae.
GGAUUAAUCAUAUCUUAAUUAAUAAACUCCAUGCAAGUAGUACUCAUAUUUAUUAAAAGCAGCCAUCUUUGAACACCACAUUUAAAUUUUAAUAAUUCCUGCAUCUUCUUCCACACUACUUCUAUAUCACAUUAUUCAACCUCUAUAUAUAUAUAACUAAUAAUCCAUUACUCAUUUCAUCCAAGUUCCAACCAUGGCUUCCUUCCUUUCCUCCACUCUCUUCCUCGCACUCAUCAUCUCCGCCGUCGCCGCCCAAAACGGCCUAAUCCUCCCCAUCCGCAAAGACCCCAAAACCUUACAACACAUCGCCACAUUCAAAAUGGGCAGCAACCGCGCCGCCAUCAGCGCCGCCGUCGACCUCGGCGGCCCCUUCCUCUGGUUCUCCUGCAACGACUACGCCUCCACAACCUACGCCCCCAUCCCCUGCGGCUCCGCGAAAUGCGACGCCGCCAAGGGCAUCGGCUGCGUCGGCUGCAACCUCCCGCCGCGCCCCGGCUGCACCAACGACACCUGCGGCGCCUCCCCUUACAACCCCUUCCUAGACGUUCUCGUCUCACAGGGCUACGCCGAGGACACCUUCUACGCCAAAUCCGGCGCGCCGCUGCCGGAAUAUUCCUUCUCCUGCAUGGAUAAGGAUUACCUGACCGGCCUCGCCGCCGGCGCCACCGGCAUGCUAGGCCUCGGCAGGACUCAGAUCUCUCUCCAUAGACAAGCCUCAGCGAAGCUUAACUUACCCGACGCUUUCUCCCUCUGCCUCCCCUCUUCCGGCGCGGGAAAAUUAGAAAUCGGAAUUAAACCUAGAUCUGUUAAAACGACGCCGCUGCUCAUCAAUCCGGUCAGCACUUACCCGAUCUACACGGAGGGCGAUGCGUCGGACGAGUAUUUCAUCGACGUGAGAGGCAUCGCCGUCGCCGGAGCUCGCCUCAAUUUGAAGGACUCCUACUUCUCCAUCGACAAAAACGGAGUCGGCGGCACCAAAAUCAGCACGAUGCAGAACUUCACGGCGGUGCACAACUCCAUCUACAAGCCGCUGGCGAGGGCGUUCGCGAAGGCGGCGUCGGAUUUGGGGAUCAGGAGCGCGGCGGCGGUGGCGCCGUUCAGAGCGUGCUUCAGCUCGAGCUCGAUCGCGAGGACGGCGGCGGGGCCGGCGGUGCCGGAGAUUGAGCUGGUUUUGGCGGGGAAGGACGCGACGUGGAGGAUGAGGGGGGCGAAUCUGAUGGUGGAGAUCGAUCGGAAAACGACGUGCCUGGGAUUCGUGGACGGCGGUUCGAGUCCGAGGACGGCGGUGGUGAUCGGAGCGCAUCAGUUGGAGGAGAAUUUGCUUGAGUUUGAUCUGGUUUCGUCGCAGCUUCGCUUCAGUGAGUCUCUAUUGUUGUCGAACACGAGCUGCUCUAGGAUUUGAUAUUGAUUCAUUAACUAAUGCUUUUCUAUUGUCUUCGCUCUUCAUUAGUGUUGUAUUGUUGUGGUUGAAUAUGAAAUUAAUUUUCAUUUA